UUUGUAAAGUCUGCAAUUUAACAUUUUAUAUCUCUUUUCUUCGUAUUAUAUAAAAGCAUAUAUAUUUUGAUAUAAUGACUAUCUCACUUGCUCCAUAAUACAGAGUGAAGCAACGUUGUCAUAUUUCUUGCGCAGCUAAAUUCGAUGGCUCUGUUGCCUUUUCACAAAAAGCAUGAAUAAUAAUACUACACGAACAAGCACCAGCAGGCCACGCGGAGCUACGAAACAGUAUUCAGUGGUAUUCAGUAACCCUAGCCAGUCAAUUUUUGUUCGUUCGUUGAGUGUGUUUAGUGAUUGUGCAUCAGUUAUUUAAUAAUUAUUUAAAUAUUUAUUUAACAUUAACACAAAUCAUUGAACUCGGCGUGUCAUGUUUAAAUUUAUUAAAAAAUCAUCAAACAAUCAUUGACACUAUGAUUCAUUUUAAAAUAUAUGAUAUAUAAAUUAUGAAAAAAAAAAAAUAUAUACACCUAUAUAGCCAUUGAAUAAAUAAUAAUCAAUAGAAUUUAUAAAUUUUUUUUUUUUUCUUCAAAUUUUCAUCAAUUUUUACUCAAAAGAGUGAUAAAAUUUAAAAAAAAAAAAAAAUUAAAUUAUCAGCUUUUGUUGAUUGACAUAUAUACCCCGACGGCAAGUCGGCCAAUAAUAACAUCAAAAUGGAGUAAAAAUAAAAUUAAUCUACUAAUUAUUACAAUAACAAGUGAAAAAAAAAAAGAGUGAAAAUGUUUUACAUUGGUUAAAAAGUCUGUUAUUGAAUUUCCGGUUUUUAAUACUCGACAAAGUUGAGCGUCACAAUGAGCAAAAUAAUAAUAAUAAUAAAUAAAUAAAGACUGAAUUGAAAUUAUAAAAAAAAAAUAAUAAUAAUUAGGUAAUUUUAAAAGAUAAUAAAUAGAAAAUAAAAAAAUAAAAAAAAAUAUACGUGUUGGUCGGUGGUGGACUCGACCAAACGACAUUGUUUCACAUUAGGAGAUGGGAGUAGGUCUGCGACUGAAAAUAAUAAAACUAAAAAAAAAAUAUAAUUAUAAUAAUAAAAAAUUAAAUCAGGGAUGAUAAUAAGAAGAAUUAAAAAAUACGACCAAUCAAAAUGUCAUGGUCAAUUAGGACUUGUGCUGUUGAUGAUAUUACUGAUGUUUAUGGUAAAUAUUGUAUCAUGUUCAUACGAUUCAAUAUUAUCAAUACAAGACAACAAUGUAAAUUGUCAAGCUGGUUGUCAAUGUACAAUAACAAAUAUAUAUUGCGAAAAAAUAAAUACAAGUUUAAGGAUAAAAAUACCAUCAAAUACAAUUGACAUUGUCAUGAUAAAUGUAAAAUUAAUAACACUACCAUCAAAUAUAUUUGAUAACAAUGAAAAACUUGAACGUUUAUCAUGGACAUCAAGUGGUAUUGAACGUAUUGAAAAUGGUGUAUUUAAUAAUACAAAAAAUUUAGAAUAUUUAAAUUUAGAUAAUAAUAAUAUAGCAUCAUUACCAGAGGAUAUAUUUUCACGUUUAAAUAAAUUAAAAUAUUUAAAUUUAAAUGGUAAUUCAUUGACAUCAUUACCACGUGCUAUAAUACAAGGUUUUAAUUUACUUGAUAAAUUAAUAAUAUCAAAUAAUAGAUUAAUUGUAUUACCUUAUCAAGGUUUUUCAUUAAUUAAAAAUUUAAAAUUAUUAAAUUUAUCAAAUAAUCGUUUAGUAUCAUUGCCAGAUCAUACAUUCAAGCCAAAUCGUGAUUUAAAUAUAUUAAUAUUAUCAACAAAUUAUUUAACUGAAUUACCUGGACGUUUAUUCUCAGGUUUACGUAAAUUAAAAAUACUUGAACUUGCUAAUAAUGAAAUUAAAUAUUUACCAUGGAAUUUAUUUAUGGAACUUGAGCAACUUGAACAACUUGAUUUAUCAAAUAAUCCAAUAACAAAUUUAACAAAUACAGCAUUUUUUGGUUUAAAAAAUUUGCUAAUACUCAACUUGAGUAAAACAAAAAUACAACAUUUAUCAAAUGAUUUAUGGAAACCAAUAAUUAAUUUACGUGAACUAAUAAUGAAUGAUAUUACAAUUGAAAUAUUGAGAAAUGAUGAUUUAUCAAAUUUAAUAAAUUUAAAAAAUUUAACAAUAAGCCAUAGUUUAUUACGUGCAAUACAAGGUAAAGCACUUGAUAAUUUAAAAAAUUUAGAAAAACUUGAUUUACGUAAUAAUAAAUUAACAUUUUUACCAGCAUCACUUGCUAAUUUAAAUAGACUUGAAUAUUUACAUCUUCAAGGUAAUUAUUGGGCAUGUGAUUGUCGUAUGUUUUGGUUUGUUAAAUGGGCUAAAAGUCAUUCACAUAAUAGUGCAUUUGAAAGUGGUUUAUUAUGUGGUAAUGAAACUGGAACUGUUGAUACAUUACAUGCAUUACAGUACUUAAAUUGUACACCACCAUUUAUUAUUGAUAAAACAUCUGAUAAUUAUUUAUAUCCAUUGUAUAGUAAUGUUACAUUAAAUUGUGAAUUUUAUGGUAAUCCAGCACCAUCAAUAACAUGGGUUACACCAACACUUGAAAUAUUUCAUUGGAAACCAGAUCCAUCAUUUCCAGAUGAUCAUAAUCAUCCAAUUGUACAUCAGCAUAAUAGCGAAAAUAUAUUUUAUAAUAAUCAAGAAAGAAUUAAAUUAUUAGUUAAUGGAUCAUUAUUUAUUAAAAAUUUACAUCGUCAUGAUGUUGGACGUUAUAAAUGUUUUGCUGCAAAUCCAAUAUCAAAUUUAACAACAUAUGUUUAUAUUAAAAUGGAUCCAGCAACAUAUGAAACAAUUAAAUUAUUAAGUUUAUUUGUUGGUGCAUUAAGUGCAACUGGAUUUUUAUUGUUAACAUUACUUGUACAAUUUAUACGUUAUUUAUUAAAUCGAUGUGGUUGUUGCAACUGGUGUUGUUGUUGUCAUUAUGGUAAAACACCACGUGCCAAACAAAUAUACCAGAUGCUUGAUAAUAUUGAGCAAUAUAAAAGUUUACAGCUUGAAAGAUUGCGUGAAAAUUAUACACAACAGGUGCACAGAAUUAAGGAUAAUUGUACACAACAAGUUGAAUGGAUAAGAGACAGUUAUGAGGGACAAAUGAGACACAUACGUGAUAUACGUGAUUAUGGAACAAGUCAUUUAACAACACUACGAGAUCAAUACAAUGAUCAGGAAUCAACUGUUGAAUUACAGGUUAAACGUGUACGUGAUUAUUCAACUGGUCAGCUCAACUGGGUACGUGAAAACUACGUCUUCCAGCGUAAUAAAAUACGUAAAUUUAGUGCACAUCAAGUAUUACGUUUACGUGAAGGUUAUAAAUAUCAACAACAAACAUUAAAUAAAGUAUUGGAAAAUUUGCCAAAUUUAUAUCUUGAUAAUUGUCGUAAUGGUAAAAAUGGAUUACCAGUUGUAUUUGAUCCAAAUAAUGUAAAUUCAAUUGCUGAAUUUGAUGAAUAUUUUAAAACAAAAUUAAAUAAUAUGGCAACAUUUACAAGUAUUGAUGAUCUUCCAAGUGAAUAUUAUACACCAACUGAAUUUUCAUCAGCAAGUCCACAUGGACAUAUUGAUGGUAUUGAUGGUAUACAUAUUAAUUAUAUUGAAAAUGGACCACCAGAACCACCACCACCAUUUUUAUUUAAUAAUCCAGCAAUAUUACAUAAAAUUGAAGAAUUUGAUGAUGAUUUAAAUAUUGGAAAAGAAUUUAAUAUUAAUUUACCAAUAUAUCGUGGUACAAGUGUUGAAUUUAUAUCACAUGAAAAAACAACAGCACCAGAGGGUCUUGGUUUAUUAGCACCAAGUAAAAGUAUGCCUGUUUUGCCACAAGAAACUAAACUUUGAGUGGCGAAAAUUAAUUUAUUGUGAUAAUUUAAUUAUUAUGUGAAUUUUUAUUUUAACAAUAUAUAAAUUUUUAAUCAAUAAAAACAAAAAUAUUUUUAAACUGUGAUUAAUUGCGGUGCGAUUUUAAUAGCGCGUACACACAGAGACGUGCCUUCCAACAAAAUUUAAAAAUUAAAAAAAAAAUAUCAGUGAAAACGAAAAUGCCCGUGUGUGCCAGAAUGAUGUAAAGCACUUUGUGUUAUAAUUGUGAUUACCAAUGAUGAUUAACAAAAAAAAAAAAAAAAAUGGUUUUAAUAAAAAUGAAAAAAAAGGAUAAAUUUCUUUUGUGUUUUAGCUCGGAAAAUAAUAAUAAAUUUACACACAUUUUAGAUGUCAAUUGAUAAAUAAAAAAUAAAUAAAAGGUUGGAAUUAUUAUUCUCAAACUCAAUACUGUAUUCAGCUAAGAAUAAUCAUAUAAUAAGAAUAAUAAUAAAUACAGAGUAUAAAAAAAAAAGAAUGCUAUUAUUUAACGUAAUUGUUUUAUUUAAAUAUAUUUAUAAAAGGGUUGUGAGAAAUUUUUAUUUAACCCGAUAAAUAUUUUUAUUUAAAUGACUGAAGCCCUACUUAUUUGUCCUUUGGCUCAAUGUCAUUUUAAAUUAAAUAUAUCUGAGAGAUAUAGAAAAAAUAUAAAAUAAUAGAUACAAUUAAUUUAAAUUUACGAAAAUCUGAUAAUGAAAUAAUAAUAUAGUAAUAAUAAAAUGAAGAGAUUUUUAAACGACUGCCAAAAAAUAAAAAAAGGAUAGUUUUAAAAUAAUAAUAUAUUAAUAGUAAUAAUUUUUAAAGAAAAUAAAAGAAAAAAAGUACGUGAUUGGUGGGUUGGCAGGCAAAUUUAUGCAAUAUCAAUGAAAAAAAAAAUAUCUGAUUGGCUGGUUAUGUGGCGACAUAUUUAUUAUAGCACAACUUAAAUCGAUUUUGAAAAAAAAAAAAUAUUUAAAAAAAUACAGUCAGUCUUCCACAGACAAAUUUUAGAAAAAUAUAUUUUUCAUUUUAAAUCAUGUGUUUAUCAAUAAUAUCAAAAAAAUUGAAAAAAAAAAAAAAGAAAGUAAUAUUUUGUCAAAAAUUUAAAAAAUAUAUAUCAAUAAAUAAUAAUUGAAAUAAAAAAGAUAGAAUCAUUUUAAUAUUUUUUAUUCAAGCUAACGAUUAUACCAACAACACAUGGGCUAAAUAAAUUUAAAAAUCAAAAUAUGUUUUUAAUAAUAAACCGUUAAUUGACUGUAUUAAAAAUCGAAAAAAAAAAAAAAAAAAUCAAUUGAGAUACCAAGAGAAAAUAAAACGUGUCUUAGUAUUUAAAAAAUAAAAAUUAGUUCUCUUUAUUAUACUGUCGUUGGUAAUUAAUGCUUGAAUAUUUUUUUAUAUAAAAAGAAAUGUUAAUUCCUCAGAAAUAUAUUAACUAUCGAAAUUCGAAAUAAAUAAAUUAUCCGACUUUGUUGUGAAUUAAAAUAAAAAAUUUCAUGUGGGACAUGAAGAUUCAAUUGACGGCAUGAAUCAUUCACGAAAAAAAAAAAAAUUAAAUUUAUAAUAUUAAAAAUAAA
Messenger RNA from Aphidius gifuensis, 5365 nucleotides. RefSeq names its product leucine-rich repeat and immunoglobulin-like domain-containing nogo receptor-interacting protein 3. Gene Ontology annotation, cellular component: extracellular matrix. The transcript is spliced from 3 exons. The record is from RefSeq and is a predicted model, not a curated record. The coding region runs from base 1041 to 3794 and encodes 917 amino acids. Gene Ontology annotation, molecular function: protein binding. NCBI's taxonomy places the organism in Eukaryota, Metazoa, Arthropoda, Insecta, Hymenoptera, Braconidae.